Dothidotthia symphoricarpi CBS 119687 is the source of this 801-nucleotide messenger RNA. RefSeq lists its product as uncharacterized. Lineage: Eukaryota; Fungi; Ascomycota; Dothideomycetes; Pleosporales; Dothidotthiaceae. The record is from RefSeq and is a predicted model, not a curated record. The transcript has 2 exons. The annotation marks the transcript as partial.
AUGACUCCGUUCACGGCUGUGAGCACCGCCUCUGCCAUUCUGUCACUGAGCAAGAGGGCUUGGAAGCUUGGGAUUGCGCUUUCAAAGCUCGAUCAGGGUGCUGAACUUGUCGAUACUAUGAUCAAAGUUUUGACAGAGGAGGUCAAAUCGCUUGGGAUUGAGUGCGAUCUUGUAUACACCGAACUAGAGAUGGAUGUCAACAAGAACGGUGCAGGCUCAUCUCCGCUACUUGAUGUUGACAACAGAGUAUGGGAUUGCCUCGAAACGCAGAUAAAAGAGACCAGUCAAACAAUACAAGAGCUGGAGAUGUUCGUCGAAAGAGUGGGAAGUCAGCAGAUCGGUUUCUUCGGCCAGGCUCAGCGCCAGUGGAAGCUGGACGAAAGCCGGCAGCAGAUUAUCAGCUUCGGGAUGGUAGUAUGUAGACACACCGACAAUCUGCAUAUUAUAUCGCUGUUGAUCGAUACGAUAAUUACGCAUCUUGCACCUGGCCGAGUUGAUCAGCGGCUUUCUAAGAAGUUGGAAAGAUUACAAGUCGUGAUUGAGAAACUGCACAAAUCAUCAAGAGCCGACCCGCAGUCGCGCCUUUCACAUACUGAAGCCACUUUGAUACAAUGUGCGCGCGAAGUCAUCGCGACAGGUACGACCUUGUACGAAGCAAGUCUCUCUCCGAGGUCUUUCGCUGGAGGCCAAGAGACAGCGAGUAGCAAUAUCCGCGUCGUGGUUUGGGUGGAUACUCUGGCAUCUAUCCGUCGGGACCAGCGAUGUUUGGAGGCUUCAGACACAAUCCCAAAGAGACCAACC